AUGUCGCUAAGUAACGAAGAGGUAAGCAACGCCGGUCCCAAGCUUACCUUGCAUCGAACACCUCACCUCACCUCCACAUGCCACCCACCGACUGACUUGAACCCCACUCGCCCCCCGUCCUCCCUUCUCCCGGCACAGUUCCUCAAGCAAUUGGCCGACUUGUUCGAGUCGAGGAAGGGAAGUAAAGGAUCGGUUUUUAUCACGAUGAAGCGAAGUGAGUGGUCUGUGGACUGGCUGGUGGUUGUGAAGGGGCGUAGGGUAGAUGAGAGCGAUCGAGGCCACCGCUCGAGCUGAAUGGGGUCUUACAACACCGUAUGGGGGAACAGACCACUGAUCACGGUCACGAAAUCUUGUCCUCAAUAGUGACAUAUGCAACCCCCGGAGAAGACGUGACCAUGACGAAUGCCGAGGCCGAGGAAGCGCAAGAAGGCACCUCGGCGGCCGGAAGAAGUAGUUCCCAGCAACAGUGGCCCUGUUUGAUCCGAGCGACGGACGGGAAAGGGAAGGAAACGAAACGAAAGAUAUCCACUAUUGUAAGCCUAUCUUUGAGCGAGUGGAGUGUUGGUCAAAAGGGGUCGUGCUUGAGCUGAUCCGUCGUUUUGAGGAUUUUCAGGUCGCUCCGGAGGAUCGAGCGACGUGGUCAACAGCCUACGGUGCUCUACUCAAAGCGAGUUUCUCGACUCUACGGCCCAAACAAAAGAAGAAGACGAAAAAGGUCAAGGCCACGACAACAGGUGCCGCGAAGGGGAGCUCAGGCAAAGAAGGAGCAGGGACGGCGACGAGUUCGUCUGCAGGGAAGGGGAAGAAGAGCACGGUGCAGCCGAGCAGGGUGUUGACCAAGAUCACGGGAGCUAGGCGAGGUGCGGGGGUGAGUAAGAGGAGAAAGUUGUUGGAACGGAGAAAGAGAGAGGUCAAGAGAGCUUGGGCCAGGAGGAGGGAUGCUUGA
Messenger RNA from Microbotryum saponariae, 946 nucleotides. NCBI's taxonomy places the organism in Eukaryota, Fungi, Basidiomycota, Microbotryomycetes, Microbotryales, Microbotryaceae. The record is from the annotation of a GenBank genome assembly.